AUGCCAGCAGGUCUGGAUAUCGAGCGCACAUAUAACCUAAAUGGCACGAUGUCACCGUAUGCCCAGCAUCUCAUCAUCUCCACCGGUCGGUCGGACUGGACCAGCAGGAUCGAAGAUGAAAGAGACACUGCUGUGUGGGGACGGUUCACUGCAGAAAUAAAGGCAGUACUGGGGCGUGGAGGAGAAUUUCAUGACCCAUUCAACAACAUCAUCAUCAGCACAUCGUCAUUUAAGCCGUGGCAAUUGGCUAAGCGCGACGUCCUCAUGCAGAGACAGACCGGUAAAGAUCAGGUUGUCAGCGUGCAAGCACAAAGCGAAGUGGACGCGCUUCUGUUCCCCGCCUUCCUACAUGUGCGAGGGCUCAACCUCGAUGCAGACCCUGACCUCUUGAGGAAAUUUGUCCGGUCUUCUCUGCUGCCUGAACCCGAUCGGUUGCAUCCAAUCUACAGUGACCUGUCGGACUCGGAGCGACGAGCUAAGACUCGCGACGUGGGCGCCGGGCGAUUUCUCGUGCGGCCGUCGGUCGAAGCGCCCACGAUCCUCAUCUGCAGCCAUGGACAGCGUGAUAGCAGAUGCGGGAUUCUUGGGCCAUUACUCCACGCCGAGUUUGCACGGUACAUGGACCAGCGGCAGGUCGACGAGCGAGGCGUGCGACUUGUCCCGCGCACCGGCGAGUUUAUACGGCGAGAUGAUGCUCCCCGAGGAUCUUCCAUCGAAGCGUCUACGGGUGCGGGUUCGGGUACGAGUGCGGACGAAGACGAUGGUGUGUCCUCGCAAUUGUCACGGUCUCCGUCCUCAUCUUCGCCCGACCCGACCAAACAUAUCGAUAAAAGAAUCAACGUCAACGUCGGCAUGCUCUCCCACGUCGGCGGCCACAAAUGGGCCGGCAAUGUGAUUCUAUACAUUCCGCCGACCUUCGCCUCCCAUCGACCUUCUUCUGCUUCCUCGUCGUCCUCAUCGCGCGCCCGAUCCUCGCUUUCGAAUCUCUACCCGCGCCCACACCCCUUGGCCGGCAUGGGGAUCUGGUACGGCCGCGUCGAACCACGCCAUGUCGAGGGGAUUGUCGAACAGACUCUGAUGCAGGGAAAAGUCAUCCGGGAGUUGUUCCGCGGCGGCGUAUCGACGACCGGGGAGAUCUUGAGGCUGUAA
Molecule: messenger RNA, 1149 nt
Organism: Capronia epimyces CBS 606.96
Lineage: Eukaryota; Fungi; Ascomycota; Eurotiomycetes; Chaetothyriales; Herpotrichiellaceae
Exons: 2
Coding region: 1-1149 (382 amino acids)
Source: RefSeq, a predicted model, not a curated record